Mus musculus (house mouse) is the source of this 1926-nucleotide messenger RNA. RefSeq names its product dehydrogenase/reductase X linked (gene Dhrsx). The transcript has 7 exons. Gene Ontology annotation, cellular component: extracellular region; lipid droplet. The record is from RefSeq and is marked validated. Lineage: Eukaryota; Metazoa; Chordata; Mammalia; Rodentia; Muridae. Bases 142 to 1149 code for a protein of 335 amino acids. Gene Ontology annotation, molecular function: dolichal reductase (NADPH) activity; alcohol dehydrogenase (NAD+) activity; polyprenol dehydrogenase (NAD+) activity.
GGCAUCCCUUAUGCCUCCCGCGUCAUCACGCGCGGUCAGCGCUGAGGCUCCUGGGAGCUCCCGGGGACGCGGGGCCCGCGGUGACUGACAAACACCAGCGCAGUGUUCCGAGGCGGCGGCGACACUUCCGGGGGCGGGGCCAUGUCCACCUUGCGAGCGCUGCGGGCCGUGCUCUGCGUCUACGCCGUGGGCAUCGCGGUGGCGCUGGCGCAGCUUCUGCGCAGGCUCCGCGGCGACUUCCGGCCGCCGGUUCUUCCCCCCCAGCCGGGCCGUGUGGCCAUCGUGACAGGGGCGACAGCUGGCAUCGGGCGUAGCACCGCGAGGCAGCUGGCGCGGCUGGGCAUGUGCGUGGUCGUGGCCGGCAAUGACGAGCACUGCGGACAGGAAGUUGUCAGCUCCAUCCGGGCCGAGAUGGGGAGCGACCGAGCGCACUUCUUGCCCCUGGACCUCGCCUCCCUGGCCUCCGUCCGAGGCUUCGCCCGCGACUUCCGGGCGCUGGGACUCCCCCUGCACCUGCUCGUCAACAACGCGGGCGUGAUGCUGGAGCCGCGGGCUGAGACUGAGGACGGCUUCGAGCGCCACCUGGGUGUGAACUUCCUGGGCCACUUCCUGCUGACGCUGCUGCUCCUCCCCGCCUUGCGCGCGUCAGGGGCCGAGGGGCGGGGCUCGCGUGUCGUCACCGUGGGGUCGGCCACACACUACGUGGGCACCGUGGACAUGGCCGACCUUCACGGGCGCCACGCCUACUCCCCGUACGCAGCCUACGCGCAGAGCAAGCUCGCCCUCGCCCUGUUCGCCCUACAGCUGCAGCGCAUCCUGGACGCCCGCGGUGACCCUGUGACCUCCAACAUGGCCGACCCCGGCGUGGUCGACACCGAGCUGUACCGGCACGCGGGGUGGGUCUUGCGCACGGUGAAGCGGUUCCUCGGGUGGCUCGUUUUCAAGAGCCCGGAGGAGGGCGCGUGGACGUUGGUGUACGCGGCGGCCGCCCCGGAGCUAGAAGGUGUCGGAGGUCGCUACCUGCGUGACGAGGCCGAGGCAGAGCCGCUGGGGACCGCGCGGGACCAGGAGCUGCAGCGGCGGCUGUGGGCCGAGGGCCUCAGGCUGACGGGCGCGGGGGGCGGGGACAGCGAUGGCGUGGCGUGGUGACGGCGUCAGUGUGGGGUGGGCGGGUCCCGGAGUUGAGAAAUAAACAACGUGUCCAUGCCCCUGCCUCAGCUCACAACUGUGUGUGUGUGGGAGGGGGGUGAGGGUGGACGGGCUCUCCUCACCACUUCCUGUCUGACUCCAUGUGACCUCUGUGAACUCGAUGACCUCUGUGGCCUCUGGUGACCUCAGAUGACCCCAAGUUGCCCAGCCUGAACCAUCUUGACGCCAAUGACCUCUGUGACCUUUCAUGACCCCAGAUGACCCCCAAAUGGCUCCAAGUGGCCUCAGGGAACCACAUAACCCCUGUGACCUCACCUUGACCUCAGUGACUUCCUGUGACCACGGUGACCCCCACCUGACCCCCAUAUUCCAACCUUAGCCACUUUUUGGCCGCUGUGACGCCUGUGACCUCGUGUGACCCUAGAUGACCCCACGUGACCUCAGUCACCCGCCUUGAGCCAGCUUGACCCCGGUGACCUCUCUGACCUGCCAUGACCCCUGACCUGCCGUGACGCCGGAUGACUCUACUUGACCUCGGUGACCCUGCGUGACCCCUAGGAUCGGACCUCACACAGCCGAGGUUUUACCCAACAGACUGGCACCGUGAAUGACUCGUCCUCGUGUCCUUCGUGGUUUGACAGAGUCACCCGGGGAGCAAGCAGACGUUUAGGUGGUCGUUAAAAACGUGACUACAAAUUUAUUAUACAAUAUGCCUUUAUGAAAAUAUUAAAACGGGGGAGAGUUUCCAAAAAAUAAAAAAAUAAAAUUAAAAAAACA